Salvelinus fontinalis (brook trout) is the source of this 1585-nucleotide messenger RNA. RefSeq names its product sialoadhesin-like. The record is from RefSeq and is a predicted model, not a curated record. NCBI's taxonomy places the organism in Eukaryota, Metazoa, Chordata, Actinopteri, Salmoniformes, Salmonidae. The transcript is spliced from 7 exons. Gene Ontology annotation, biological process: cell-cell adhesion. Gene Ontology annotation, cellular component: membrane. Bases 1 to 1506 code for a protein of 501 amino acids.
AUGAAGAUCAUCAAAGUGGUACUGGGUCAGGAUGGCUGGAGUGUGACUUACACCACUCAGAGAAUCUGUGCUUUGAAGGGCUCAACAGUGAAGCUGUCCUGCUCUUACACAUAUCCCAGAGGUCAUAAAGUCACAUCAACAUUCUGGUUCACUAAUAUGGAGACUGAAGAUAUAGGUCAGGACCCAGAGAAUACAGGUCGUCUGGAGUAUCAUGGGGAUAAGAAGAAAGACUGUACCCUGAGAAUCACAGACCUGAGAGAGAGAGACUCAGCUACCUACUGGUUCAGAUUAUUAACAGAUCAGAAAGGAGGGACAUUUACUGGCAAACUUGGAGUGACUUUGUCUGUCACAGGUCUUCAGGUGAAGGUGACUGGUGAACAUCAGGAUAAGACACUGACUUGUAUCACCACCUUUACUCUGACUGACAACCCCACCUACAUCUGGUACAAGAACGGACACAAAGUAAAGGAGGACACUUCCAGCCUGUACUCAGACUACUUUAGUGAUGCAGACAGUUACUCCUGUGCUGUAAAAGGCCAUGAGGAUCUCCACUCUCCUGCAGUGUGUCAGAAGUGUUGGAGUGUGACUUACACCCAUCAGAAGAUCUGUGCCUUGAAGGGGUCAACAGUGAACAUAUCCUGCUCUUACACAUAUCCCAGUUAUCAUGAGAUCAAAAAAGCUUUCUGGUUUACUAAAUGGUCUGGUAUGGAUGCUGAAGAUCUGAGCUCAGUGCCAGGGUAUGAGGGUCAUAUAGAGUACCUUGGGGAUAAGAAGAGUGACUCUACCCUGAGAAUCACAGACCUGAGAUUGAGUGACUCUGCUGGGUACAUGUUCAGAUUCAUAACAUCUGGAGGAAACGCUGCAGGCUCACCUGUCUCCCUGACUGUCACAGAUGUUGUGUUGAAGAUGGAUCCUACAUCUGUGUCAGAGGGGGAGAGAGUCACACUGACAUGUAGAACCAACUGUACACUGGACCCCAUCACAGCCUACAGUUGGUAUAAGAAUGGACAGCCUAUACCAAACAGCAACACCUACUCUCCUGUCUAUAGCCUAUUCUCAGUCAGCAGUGAGGAUACAGGCAGAUACUCCUGUGCUGUAGAAGGCCAUGAGGAUCUCCCCUCUACUGAAGAGACUCUCACUGUCACAUAUCAUCCAAGGAACACCUCAGUGUCAGUCAGUCCCUCUGGUGAAAUAGUGGAGGGCAGUUCAGUGACUCUGACCUGCAGCAGUGAUGCCAACCCACCUGUGGACAAAUACACCUGGUACAAGAAGAACGUAGCCUCAGCAAAAGCAUCAGGACAGAGUUAUAACAUCACUAACAUCAGCUCUGAGGACAGAGGAGAAUAUUACUGUGAGGCCCAGAAUGGAAGAGGAUCUAUGAACUCUACAGCUCUGAUGAUCAUUGUAGCAGGGAAACAAACAUCAGUUGUGACUGCAGCUGUAGGAAUCAUAGUGGUUGUUCUGGUUCUCAUACUCUGUCUCUCUGGACUCAUGUGGUUCAGAUGAAUUAAAAUGCAUAUUUUUAUGCUGUUUAUUAUUUAAAUGUAGCACUCUGAUUUGUUGUUAACUUCAUUAAUUCAUUAAU